UUGGCUUGGCCCUUGGGUCAAUGGUCUUCGAUUUCUUGUUUUACAUCUAUAGCACUAUAAUUAUCUUCUCUUUAUAAUUACUUGUUGACAAUAAUUUUUGUGUUUCUCAAAUUCCAAUAAUGCUGACUUUAGAGGAGUCUCGAGUCGACGCCCGGCGAUUCACUAGUAACUCGAAGUCUAUAGAAUUUGGACCCUGGCAGAUAUCCUACGAUAUAAGCUGUAUCUUACCCAGCGUCUGCUCUACAAAAGUUGUUUGCGAGAGAGAUGAUGAUCAGUUUUGUCAAUUCUGCAUAUAUUGCAAAGAGCUGACUAUUCCACAUUUUCCUGAUAUGGUGUUUCCAAAGAAUAUUUUAUCAUUGACACAUAAUAAUGGAGCUAUAAUCAGUUUUAACCCUCUGGAUGCUUUAAAACUAGUAGCCUGUACUACUGAAGCUAUAGAAGUGUCAUGUGCAGAAGCUUGGCUAGUUGCAAGACCAGAUGCAACAAAGAAGAAGAAAAAUUUCGAUUGGACGUUCUCCACUGACUACAAGGGCACCCUCACUGACAACAUCAGUGUUGAAGCCACCGACGAGAACAUCAACUAUGAGUUACUGAAACAGAAAGACCAAAUACUGUUCUACCACGACCUCACACUGUUCGAGGAUGAAUUGCACGACCAUGGCAUAUCCAAGCUAUCUGUCAAAAUUAGAGUGAUGCCAAGCUACUGGUUCGUACUACUCAGAUACUUCCUAAGAGUUGAUGAUGUCAUGGUUAGAUCUCACGAAACUAGAAUGUUUCACAUGUUAAACACAAACUAUGUCAUACGAGAAUACACGGCAAAGGAAUCAAAAGCUGAAGACUUACAGAUUCCUACAUCACAGAUGAAGGAGGCAGACGAUGUUAUUCCAUUUCUUCCAGUUAGAGAGAGGACUCUUCACAAACUCAUAGUUCAUUCAGAUUCCAAUUGUUGUGAAUAACUAUAUUUUUAUACAAUCUUUUUAAAUAGAAAUCCAUUAACAGUAAAAAUUUAGUAAAUAUUUUUUUUAUAUUAUAAGUUAUGCAAUAAAGUGAGUAUGUCUA
Molecule: messenger RNA, 1059 nt
Organism: Cydia splendana
Lineage: Eukaryota; Metazoa; Arthropoda; Insecta; Lepidoptera; Tortricidae
Product: TIP41-like protein
Exons: 6
Coding region: 120-956 (278 amino acids)
Biological process (GO): TOR signaling
Cellular component (GO): cytosol
Source: RefSeq, a predicted model, not a curated record